This is a messenger RNA of Vitis riparia (riverbank grape), 1798 nucleotides long. Its product is annotated as probable 2-carboxy-D-arabinitol-1-phosphatase. Bases 41 to 1570 code for a protein of 509 amino acids. The transcript has 9 exons. Gene Ontology annotation, molecular function: phosphatase activity. NCBI's taxonomy places the organism in Eukaryota, Viridiplantae, Streptophyta, Magnoliopsida, Vitales, Vitaceae. The record is from RefSeq and is a predicted model, not a curated record.
AAACAACGAGAAGACAAAAAAAAAAAAAAAACACUCCCAAAUGUUUUGCGCAGCACCCCAUCUUCUUCUCCACAGAUGCUUCUCCACAUACACCAGACCCCACCCUAGCUCCAUCACAGUCCGAUCUUCUUCGAGCCUCCAAGAGAUCCACGAGUCUACGCCGGAAUCCAAGGAACAGGGAGGACUGAGCUCGCAGCUCUACGCCUCCACUCCCUUCCCUCCAAUCAAGGUUGCGAAGAGGGUGGUGCUGGUGAGGCACGGGCAGAGCACGUGGAAUGAGGAAGGUAGGAUCCAAGGGAGCUCCAAUUUCUCUGUUCUCACUCAGAAAGGUGAGGCUCAGGCCGAGACCUCUCGCCAGAUGCUCGUUGACGAUGCCUUCGAUGUGUGUUUCUCCAGCCCCCUGACUAGAUCGAAGAGAACAGCUGAAAUUAUAUGGGGUACCCGCAAGGAGGGGAUCAUUACAGACUCUGACCUGCGGGAAAUCGAUCUUUAUUCAUUUCAAGGCCUCUUAAAGCAUGAGGGAAAAGCAAAAUUUGGUGCGGCUUUUCAUCAAUGGCAGAUGGAUGCUGCCAAUUUCAAUAUUGAUGACCAUUAUCCAGUGAGGGAGUUGUGGGCACGUGCUAGAUGCUGCUGGACUAAGAUCCUCACUCAUGAAAGCAAGUCUGUUCUUGUGGUUGCUCACAAUGCCGUUAAUCAGGCUCUCGUUGCAACAGCAAUUGGUCUAGGAACAGAGUAUUUCAGGAUUUUACUCCAGAGCAAUUGCGGUGCAAGUGUGCUGGAUUUCGCUCCACAAGCUGAUGGUGGGCCUCCAUAUAUUUGUCUUAAUCGUUUAAAUCAGACCCCUAGUUCACCUGUUGCUGGUGGAAGUUCUGCAGGCAGAAAAACCAGUAAGCGUAUCAUACUUGUCUGUCAUGGAUCACAGGCUAAUACAGAGGUCAGUUUUCCUAAUUUAGGGGACCAACCAAUGAACAUGCUUGGGUUAAUACAGGCCCAAAAAACUGCAGAGCUACUUCUUGAUUUGAAGGUGAGCUGCAUAAUUAGCAGCCCUAAGAUCGCCUCUGUUGAGACAGCCACAACCAUCUCCAGAGUGCAAGAAGCUGCAGAUUGCUUGGGGGCUGAUUGUGUGCCUCGCUAUGUUGAGAUGAAGCAAAUGCAGGACCUUGAUCUUGAAAAAAUCCUUGGGCAAUCAAAACAGGAAGCCACCAAGGUCCCACAAAAUCAGCCUGGUUGGAUCAAGGGAUUCAACGAUGGAGUAAUGACAGCAUUGUGGGAUCAAUCAGGGAAGACCUGGGAAUCUAUAUUGGAAGAACUCUCUGAUGAAUCCGAGCAACAAAAAGUUGUUGUAGUAGUUGGCCAUCCGGCAGUUCACAUUGCACUCAUGGGGCGGUGUCUAAAUCUGACCAAGGAAUGGAUGGGGUCAUUUCAUCUUGAUGCAGGCAGCAUCAGUGUCCUUGAUUUCCCUGAUGGGCCUGGCGGUAGAGGCGUGGUCCGGUGCAUAAAUUACACUGCCCAUUUGGGAAGAUGGUCAAUACCCAUCACGCGAUCAACAUCUGAUGAUGAAGAGUUUUAGCUGCAACCUGGUCCACUACAUAAAGUGCGCUGCCAUGGGGAGAUGGCUAUUUUCUCCUUACAAAAUUAAAAAAGGAAAAAAAACCUGCAAGAAGUUUGUAAACUGUAACUAUGUAUAUAGCUGUUCGGAAGAUAUACCUUCCAUUAAUAGGAAUCUUCAGGUGGGCUGUGAAAUGAAAUGUUCGUCCUAAAUGGAAAAAUACAAAUCUUUUUUUUUUUCUUCCUCUUA